ACACUGCGUGGGGGCGUCAUGACAACGUCCUCCCAUCGUCAUAUAAUAGACCCGGAAGCAGAACGUCAACACCUAGAAAUCAACCAGUGGACAUAUGCAGCCACAGCACAGGGUUGUGGUGUGGACGUGAAAUGCCAAGGGGAUACGGUGUCGGCCCAGAGCCUACUAACCAAUAGCCUCUUCACACGGAUAAAGACAUCAACAAACGAAGGAUGUGCCCCAAUGCUGACGAUAUAUCCCCAAAGUCUCUAUGACCAAACUUCAAAUCGGUCUGCAACUUGGAUGUAGGUCUACCUACCUAAGCUAAUUUACAACACUUCUCAACCAACAAGCCCUAACCAAAUAAACUCUGCACCUCUGAAACCCAAGAUGGCUUCUAGACAAAGUGCCCUAACUGCUGCCGUGGUUACCCUGUUGGGAGCCACCUUGGGUGGCCUGUUGCUAUGGCGACAGAGAGCCAUAAGGACAAAGAAGCAACAGCUUUCUGCUCAGGGUCUGAAAGGUCAGGUAAGGGUAAGCUCUUGUCCCUUACCUGUGGAACCAGAGCCUGUGGUUCUGGACUGUAAGAACCCAGUGGAGUCCCAAAUCCAGUCUAAGCAGACCCAGCUAUCCCCGGGUCAGAGUCUGGUCCUCCCCCUGCCUGCUGUGCUACCCCCUGUUGACCAGGCCCUGGCGGUGCAGCCGGUGAUGGUAAGCUCUGAGAAGGAGUGGGAGCAGCUGUGGCCCGUGCUGCAGAAGGAUCUGUCAGUCUAUCCUGUCCUCGGCCUGGACUGUGAAUGGGUGAAGAGUCAAACUAAUACCCUGGGUGUGUCGGUGAAGGAUAAGACUUCAACGGUCUCUUUACUCCAGCUGGCUUCCUACUCUGGUCUGUGUGUGUUGGUGAGGCUGCAGCCGUUCCGUGCUGGCCAGCAGGACUUGCCACUUACCCUGAAAGAGGUCCUCAGCGACCCUCACAUCCUGAAGGUGGGUGUGGGCUGCUAUGAGGACGGGAAGCGUCUGACACGAGACUAUGGCCUGGCGCUGGGAUGUACUGUGGACUUAAGAUACCUUGCACUACGACAAAGGAAGGUAGUGUUGAAUAACGGUCUGAGUCUGAAGUCUCUGGCAGCUGACCUGCUCAACGUCUCUCUGGAGAAAUCCUUGGAGCUGCGCUGUAGUGACUGGGAGGCUGACCAGCUGACCCUACAACAGAUGACCUACGCAGCCCGGGACGCACAGGUAUCCAUCGCCCUCUUCUUCCGCCUGCUCGGACUCCACUCCGAUUCCACGCCCUCACUUGACACUGGGAGUGGCUACUCCCAGCUGGCCAAUUGCUGCCAGGGCGUGGUGGACACACCCUUCAGGGGGUGGGGUGGAGGAGAGUGCGAGGAUGGAGGGAAAAGCGUGGAUCGAGAGAGGAGGCGGCGGAGUAGGAAGCUCCAGCAGUCUGUUUUUGAAAGCCCAGAGUCUGGGGACCAGCAAGUUCCAGACCCCAGGAAGAACAACAAGAGAAAAUCGCUCGGGGUGGGCUACUCUGCCAGGAAGUCCCCUCUCUAUGACAACUGUUUCCUCCACGCCCCGGAUGGACAACCCCUCUGUACCUGCGACAAGAAGAAGGCCAAGUGGUACCUGGAUAAAGGAAUAGGAGUGCUGCAGAGUGAGGAUCCAUUCAUUGUGCGUCUGCUGUUUGAGCCUUCGGGACGUCCAGACUCCCAGCAGGACUACUACCUGACUGCCAAGGAGAACCUGUGUGUGGUGUGUGGCAAGAACGACUCUUAUAUCAGGAAGAACAUCGUUCCCCAUGAGUACAGACGUCACUUUCCCACGGAGAUGAAAGACCACAACUCCCAUGACAUCUUGCUGCUGUGCACUUCCUGUCACGCGGCCUCCAAUGUCCACGAUGGCUUCCUGAAGCAGCAGCUGGCUGAUGAACACGCUGCCCCCCAGGGUUGUGAGGAGGGCGUACGGCUCCUGGAGGACUCUGACCGCAGGAGGGUACGUUCUGCAGCCCGUGCCCUCCUGACUGCCGGGGAGGGGCUCCCUGGGCCCCGCAGAGACGAGCUGCAGGAAGUCAUCAGGAGUUUCUUCAACGACCUCGACGGGGAGCUGACGACAGACACCCUGCAGAGUGCUGCUGGCCUGGAGACACGGAUCUUCAAUGAGAGCUACGUUCCCCACGGGCUGAAGGUGGUGCAAGCGCAUGCCAAGCAGGGUCUGAAGGGGUUAAUGGGUCUAGAACGUCACUGGAGGCAGCACUUCCUGUCUACCAUGACGCCGCGCUACCUCCCUCCCCUGUGGUCCGUCAACCACAACCACAGCAAGUUCCUACGCAAAUACGGUGCGGAUCUCCCCAUCCAACUCAACUGAACUACAGUCUACGUUUUUAACCUGAAAAGGGCCAGGCAGUUUGGCAUGACAAGGAGUCUAAUGGAUUGGUCGCCAGGCUCCAUAUCUCUCUCUCUCUCUCUCUCUCUCUCUAUUUAUCCAUCAGCUUCUCUCUUCUCUUCUCUUCUCUGGUUCACCGUAUUGUCAGUAGUUAAAACAGAAGCUACAUUAUCCACACUGGAGCCCAGAGAGCUGACUGACCGACCUACGGUGUCUGGUGGUAGUCUCACCUCCGCCUGGGACGAGGCAGUCUGUCACCCUGUUGCUAUAUGGUGACAUGGUGAGUCAGACCUAUAGACUUAUGGACCUCGCUUGAUCUUAAACCGUCCCCUACAGGCCCUCCGAUGAACUAGAGCCAGAGACGACUAGCAGAGACCAUUGGCUGAAAUGGUACCCCUAUUCUUUAUAAAGGGCAGUACUUUAGACCAGGGCCCACAGGGGUGCACCAUGUAGUGUCUAGAGCCAUUUCAGAUAGCUGGAGCCUGAGGAGAUGGACAGACUGCCUUGGUUCUGAGAGGUACGACCUAGCUUGGAGCCCAAGGAGAUGGACAGACUGCCUUGGUUCUGAUAGAGGUACGGCCUAGCUGGAGCCUGAGGAGAUGGACAGACUGCCUUGGUUCUGAUAGGUACGACCUAGCUUGGAGCCUGAGGAGAUGGACAGACUGCCUUGGUUCUGACAGAGGUACGGCCUAGCUUGGAGCCUGAGGAGAUGGACAGACUGCCUUGGUUCUGAUAGGUACGACCUAGCUUGGAGCCUGAGGAGAUGGACAGACUGCCUUGGUUCUGAUAGGUACGACCUAGCUUGGAGCCCGAGGAGAUGGACAGACUGCCUUGGUUCUGACAGGUAAAGGAAGUCUGUAUCAAGAACACCAUCCAUGCUGCAGGAUUCAUAAUGAAAUUAUAUUGCAUAUGGACACUUUUUAACCAACACUGUGGUUUGGUUUCCCAGACAGAUAGACUAGUCCUGGUCUUAAAAAUCCAUUUUAAAUGGAGAUUCUCUCCAGGACUUGCUUUAAUCUGGGGCCAGUAAACCAACCCUAUGUAUAUCAAUAUAUAAAAAUGCGAAAUGUGAUUUUCACCAAUUUCAGAAAAUCAUGUAUUUUAAGACUACGCUGAAACCUGCUCUUAAUUCUCAUGAAAUAUAAAUUAUAAUUUUCCCCUGCAGGUGUUUCAGCCCUAAUUGAUAAUUCCUAUGCGUUUGUAUGUGCGGAAGUCAACGGUUUGCUUUGCAAAGGUGACUUUAAUUCAACGACACGAUUUGAUGUUCUCAUUUGUUGUUUAUCUACAACAGAUUAUGAUAUCGUCACAAAUUACACUACUUUUGACCGGGGACCCAUAAGGCAGUGCGUUUUUAUAGUGAUUUAAGGUUCCAUAUCAGUCACAGCCACUCUCAGGUUCAGUAGGACAAUGGUUGGCUUGGCGACGUGACAUCACUUCCUCCCGUACUGUCCGGCUGCAUCCCGAAUUGCACCCUUUUCUCUACAUGGUGCACUACUUUAUGUUGGUCAUGGAUGUGUUCUCUCGCUCUCUCUCUCUAAUCAGGACACCUCGUGUCACAUGUUUUAGUGUGGCUCUUCCCCUCAUUAGAAGAGACUAAAAUCAGGACACAUCUUCCUUCCUCUACAACAGUUCCAGUCCAACCUCCUUUCCCCCCUCCUCAUCAUUUCACAUUGAGAUAAGGACCAGCCUGUAUGUAUUGGUAGCCUGAGAGUGACUAGCUUCAUUGGUUAGUAAAGAAUGAUGGCCUUCUUGUACUGCGCGGCUAACCUGUUGACGCGUACGGCGCGGCUAACCUGUUGACGCGUACGGCGCGGCUAACCUGUUGACGCGUACGGCGCGGCUAACCUGUUGACGCGUACGGCGCGGCUAACCUGUUGACGCGUACGGCGCGGCUAACCUGUUGACGCGUAC
Molecule: messenger RNA, 4275 nt
Organism: Oncorhynchus keta (chum salmon)
Lineage: Eukaryota; Metazoa; Chordata; Actinopteri; Salmoniformes; Salmonidae
Product: exonuclease 3'-5' domain-containing protein 2-like
Exons: 12
Coding region: 370-2346 (658 amino acids)
Biological process (GO): nucleobase-containing compound metabolic process
Cellular component (GO): cytoplasm; nucleus
Molecular function (GO): 3'-5' exonuclease activity; nucleic acid binding
Source: RefSeq, a predicted model, not a curated record